AUGUUUUCUUUCAAGUGUGUCCUUUUUGUGGUGCUCCAGGCAGUGUCCUGCUGGGGGGAGUUCUUCAGCUCCACCUCGGGUCUGGAGAAGCUGUUUCAAACGGAGGUUGUACUCCUGGAAGAGCUGCAGAGUUAUGUGAAUGGAAUUUAUCAGCAUGCAGAGGCCUUGCAGGGCGAGAUCGAUGCGAUACGUGUGGAGCAUCAGAGUGCCGCCGAUGGAAUCGAUGACUACCUCAACAAUCCGGUGAACGCGUUCCGCUUGAUUAAGCGCCUCCACAGCGACUGGGAGACCUUCGAGGGCAGCGUUGCCUCGGAUACGAGCAGAGCAGACUAUCUGGAAGCCAUGGCUGGCCACAGGGCAAACCUGAGCUUCCCCUCAGGCGAUGACUUUGUGGGUUCCGCCAUCGCCUUGACCCGACUCCAGCAAACCUACCAGCUGGAUGUGGCGGAGCUGGCCAGUGGCAUUCUAAAUGGCGUUAAAUACGGCACCGCCAUGUCCUGGCAGGAUUGCUUUGUCCUGGGCCAGCACCUGUAUGCCCUGAGGGACUACAACCACACAGUGCCCUGGCUGCAGCAGUCGAUGCAGUUGCUCGGGGAACAGACCUAUGGCCAGGAGUCCGCCUCGCUGGACUUUAUGGAGGCAGUGGUGGACUACCACCGGGAGAUGGGUGCCCAUGAAAGUGCUCUCGGCUUGGUGAACCACGUGCUCUCCGUGGAGCCCGACCAGAGGAGUCAUCUGUUAGAGACGCGUCAGCAACUGGAGCAGCUUAUCACUGAUGGAGACAAGAAUGGGCUCUUGCACCUGACAGCACGGCGACCCGGGGACUAUCACGCCUCCCGGGAGUUUCGCCUCUACGAGCAGGUGUGUCGCGGCGAACUGAAACCCCAACCAGCUGCCCAGCGUAAUCUCAGGUGUCGCCUGCGGAAAAGUCGCUCUGGUUACGUGCCCUUUAAGCUGGAGGAGCUGCACCUAGAUCCACUGGUAGUGCAGCUACAUCAGGUGGUGAGUGCCGAGGAAGCGGACUUUAUGCAGCGCACAGCUAGGCCAAGGAUCAAGCGUUCCACAGUGUAUUCCCUCAACACCGGAGAGUCCACUGCCGCCGCCUUUCGCACCAGCCAGGGAGCCUCCUUCAACUAUUCGAAGAACUCGGUCACUAAGCUUCUCCGCCGGCAGGUGGGAGACCUUUCAGGCCUGGACAUGGACUAUGCCGAGGAUCUGCAGGUGGCCAACUAUGGCAUAGGUGGUCACUACGAGCCGCAUUGGGACUGUUUCCCAGAAAAUCACGUAUACGACGAGGGGGACUACAAGGGGAACCGUAUAGCAACGGCCAUUUACUAUCUCUCCGAUGUAGAGGCCGGUGGCGGCACUGCCUUUCCCUUUCUGCCCCUGCUGGUGACCCCGGAAAGAGGCAGCCUGCUCUUCUGGUACAACCUCCAUCCCUCUGGAGAUCAUGACUACCGCACCAAGCAUGCGGCCUGUCCGGUUCUGCAGGGCAGUAAGUGGAUUGCCAACGUUUGGAUACGAGAACGUCAUCAGGACAGAGUCAGGCCCUGCGAUCUCCAGCGUAACCAUGAAAUCUCAUUGCAUUACAGGGACUUUGACUGA
Molecule: messenger RNA, 1605 nt
Organism: Drosophila kikkawai
Lineage: Eukaryota; Metazoa; Arthropoda; Insecta; Diptera; Drosophilidae
Gene: PH4alphaMP
Product: prolyl-4-hydroxylase-alpha MP
Biological process (GO): peptidyl-proline hydroxylation to 4-hydroxy-L-proline
Cellular component (GO): endoplasmic reticulum
Molecular function (GO): procollagen-proline 4-dioxygenase activity; iron ion binding; L-ascorbic acid binding
Source: RefSeq, a predicted model, not a curated record